Messenger RNA from Sphaeroforma arctica JP610, 210 nucleotides. RefSeq lists its product as hypothetical. The transcript has 2 exons. The coding region runs from base 1 to 210 and encodes 69 amino acids. The record is from RefSeq and is a predicted model, not a curated record. Lineage: Eukaryota; Ichthyosporea; Ichthyophonida.
AUGUGCAAGCGCAUGGUGCUGGAAGAAGCGUAUGACCCCCGUGAGCUGCGCCUUCUGAACAAGCAUGCAUUGCUUUCGAACGAUAGUUUUAAAUCUCAGGAGAUAAGAGGCUUUAUAACCAACGACUGUGAAGAUCGACAGCAGCAACGGUAUUUACUGUUCAAUUGUGGCAAUUUGCGACCCAUCUGUAUCGCACAACGGUACAAGUAG